AACCCGCCUUAACGCUACCAAAAUUACAUAAUUUUCAGCAAUCCAACCGCGCCCGUCCCGCCGCCCAUUCCGUCCGUAAACCCAUCCUGGCCCAUCAAACCCAUCUCAGAAGUCACUUCAUCUUGUAAAAAAUUCCUAUAACGCUCUAAUUUGGGCACUUCCUGUGAAAACUUGUCAUUUGAAAGUUGGCCAUCCUGUCGGAAAAUCCUCUCUCCAAACAGGUGUUUUUCGAAUGAGAUAUUGGGGGGCAAAGGAGGGGGAAGCAUGGCAUUUGUUCUCACCGUGUGUAGCGGUAGCCGUGCGAAGAGUUGGCUGUGAGUGCAUCGAUAAAACAAACGCUUGUGCGAUGCGGCCUACUUGAUUAAGUGCUUUGAAAUGCCCCAUCAGUACGGAUUGCCGGGCAUAGCCCACGCUCAGUCGCCCCCGACGCCACCACCGCAGCACGGGGCUAUGUAUUCGCGGUUUUCGGGGGCGGUGGUGCCCGGGGGUUAUCGCGGUGAGGACCGGAGGCUCACCCGAGAGGCCAUGGAGCGAUACCUGAGGGACCGGUCCGACAUGGUUAUCGUCAUUCUGCACGCUAAGGUGGCGCAGAAGUCCUACGGGAACGAGAAGAGGUUUUUUUGUCCUCCGCCUUGUAUAUAUCUGUUCGGGGAUGGCUGGAGGCUUCGCCAGGAACAGAUGCUGAGGGAGGGCGAGUCAGAACAAGCCUCCCAAUUGUGCGCUUUCAUAGGAAUCGGGAACUCGGAUCAAGACAUGCAGCAGCUGGAUUUGAAUAAUGGCAAGCAGUACUGUGCCGCGAAAACUCUGUACAUCUCCGAUUCGGACAAGAGGAAACACUUUAUGUUAUCCGUGAAGAUGUUCUACGGGUCGGGACACGACAUUGGGGUGUUUCACAGCAAAAGGAUCAAAGUUAUCUCAAAGCCUUCAAAGAAGAAGCAAUCUUUAAAAAACGCUGAUUUGUGUAUUGCGAGCGGUACCAAAGUGGCGCUUUUUAACCGACUUAGAUCUCAGACUGUCUCCACGCGGUAUUUACAUGUGGAAAAUGGACAUUUUCAUGCCAGUUCCACACAGUGGGGUGCUUUCACUAUACACUUAUUAGACGACAAUGAAUCUGAAAGUGAGGAGUUUCAAGUACGUGAUGGAUACAUUCAUUACGGUUCUACAGUCAAAUUGGUGUGUUCUGUCACUGGAAUGGCCCUUCCGAGACUCAUUAUUCGAAAGGUAGACAAGCAACAGGCCCUCCUCGAAGCCGACGACCCCGUCUCUCAGCUCCACAAAUGCGCCUUCUACAUGAAAGACACCGAACGCAUGUACCUCUGCCUCUCCCAAGAGCGCAUCAUCCAGUUCCAAGCCACCCCUUGCCCCAAAGAGCCCAACAAGGAAAUGAUCAACGACGGCGCCUGCUGGACUAUCAUCUCCACCGACAAGGCCGAGUACCAGUUUUACGAGGGCAUGGGCCCGGUACGGUCCCCUGUGACCCCCGUGCCCAUCGUGCACAGCCUGCAUUUGAACGGCGGCGGCGAAGUGGCAAUGCUGGAGCUCACCGGAGACAACUUUUCGCCGUCGCUGCAGGUGUGGUUUGGGGACGUGGAGGCCGAGACGAUGUACCGGUGCCAGGAGUCCAUGCUUUGUGUGGUCCCGGACAUCUCGCAGUUCCGAGGAGAGUGGCUGUGGGUGCGACAGCCGACCCAAGUCCCGGUUUCCUUGGUGCGGAAUGAUGGGAUUAUCUACGCCACGGGAUUGACGUUCACGUAUACCCCGGAGCCGGGGCCCCGGCCGCAGUGUUUGCCCGCGGACGAGAUCAUGAGGCACGGACAGAGGAGCGCGGCGGCGGCACAAGGCCAGAGUCAGGCGUUGACGCAAGAGGCGGCUUGGAAUUCGCACGGAGGGAUGCAUUAGGGGGUGGGUAGGUACAUGCAAUAAAGUUAGAUAGGGUAUACAACGAUCACUGUGUUUUUUCAUCUCGAACGUGGACACUCAGUAUUAAAUUUUGAGAUUGGAAGUGGCACGAGUCUUUUGUAUUAUAUUUUAUUGUGAUAUGUUUUUUUUUUCCGAAUAGGCUGGUCAAAUGAGAAAAUGAUUUAAAACAUUCUUGGUAAUUGAUUUAAAAGUGUACAGUGUUUUCAAAUUCGGUUUAUAUACAUAUUGACUAUUAUUGAUUAAUAUUGAUAUUUGAGCAACCAAAAAUAGUAAACUAGAAGCCAAUCUUCUUGAUGAUAUUUUGGCUGAUUUUGGCAACGCCGUGUCCAGUUGAUUAGCCUAACACUUGUAGGGUGUAUUUUUAAGCGUUGUAAAGAGAUACUUAGCCUUAUGAACAAACCAAAGUUAUGUAAGUUUUCUAAUUGUCAGUCAGAAUAAUGAAUAGUCCAACAAUUUUUACUUAGUAUUAAGUAAAUUAUGCUCAAUUUGCCGAUGAAUAAUAAAUAAUAGGUAAUAAAAAAAUCUCGACAGGAAAAACAUGACAACAACGAAUUUAUGGCAAAUGUAAUGAGUGUAAAUAUUUUUAUUAGUAUUAAAUUUUAUUCUACGUAAAAAUAAUACAUAAACAAUCUGUACAUGCUGCAUAUUUUGUAGAAAUAAAAAUUAUUUAAAUAA
This is a messenger RNA of Tribolium madens (black flour beetle), 2595 nucleotides long. RefSeq names its product suppressor of hairless protein (gene Su(H)). The record is from RefSeq and is a predicted model, not a curated record. Lineage: Eukaryota; Metazoa; Arthropoda; Insecta; Coleoptera; Tenebrionidae. The coding region runs from base 376 to 1899 and encodes 507 amino acids. Gene Ontology annotation, molecular function: DNA-binding transcription activator activity, RNA polymerase II-specific; RNA polymerase II cis-regulatory region sequence-specific DNA binding. The transcript is spliced from 2 exons. Gene Ontology annotation, cellular component: nucleus. Gene Ontology annotation, biological process: regulation of transcription by RNA polymerase II.